This is a messenger RNA of Micromonas commoda, 876 nucleotides long. RefSeq lists its product with no specific name. The record is from RefSeq and is a predicted model, not a curated record. The coding region runs from base 1 to 876 and encodes 291 amino acids. Lineage: Eukaryota; Viridiplantae; Chlorophyta; Mamiellophyceae; Mamiellales; Mamiellaceae. The transcript has a single exon.
AUGGGGUCGCCCGCCGUGCCGAUCCUCGCGGCGGUCUUCUUCUUGGCGUUCGGCGCGACGGGGGUGGCGAUCGAUCGACACAGGGCGGGACACCUGCGGGACCCGUUCAGCAUACCGACGCAACGCGCGGGCGAGGCGCCCCAUCUGCUCAUCCUCGCCGCAACUGGGGCGUACUUCGUCGGCGUCGUCUGCGCGUCCGUUUGGCAGAGAGACGCGGUGAGCGACGACGACGGCGACGGCGGGGAGACGGGAGGCGCAGCCGCGCAGGUGCUCGGCUACGGCGUCGCGCACGCCGUGGGCGCGCUCGUCGUCGCCAAAGUAACCGUCGACGAUACGUCACGGUGGACAACAGGUGCGCACCUGGCGGGGGUGGCGACGUUCGAGAUGUUCGGAGUGUUGUACGCGGCGCGGUGCACGGCGAACGCGUGGAACGCAGCGCACGCGGGACUCGCGGGGUUCAGGCUCGUGGCGACGUCCGCGUUGUUCGCGUCCGUCGCGCUGGCGAUGACGUGCACGGGGCGAGCGCAGGCGGAGGCGGCGGCGUUAGCCGGCGAGGAGGAGGAAGCGGGACGGAAGACGUCGGGAGACGUUGGGAAGACGUCGGGUCUCGCGACGCCGCCGAUGGGGUCGCGGGCGGCCAGGAGCGGAACGCUCGCGCCGAUGGGGUCGCCGCUCGCGCCGAUGGGGUCGCCGGCGGGAGCUCGAACGAACAAAGUCGUCCCCGUCGGGCGGGCGGACGAGGAGGCGAGUUCGGGCCAUCUCGUGCGAGUCGCGCGAGGGGAAACGCGGUGGAUCGAGGCGCUGGCGCGGUGCCAGCUGGUGAUGUGCGCGGCGUUCGCGUUCGUGCUCGCGUCCGCCGCCGGGGACGUUCGAUAG